AGAUGACUGGCUCACUAUACUGGGUGAGAUCGAAUCAAUGAAGAGAACAUUAACGUCGGUUGAUCUGAAUAUCCGCAACAUCAUGCAUUGUAACGGAGGAGACGAUGAUGACGUAAUUAUGUUAGAUGAAGAAAUUCCAGCUAAAGUUAUAGUUAAAAAUUCCCAGAGCAGCACUGGUAACAGGGUUACGAAAAAUGAUGUCCGGUCGCAAUUGAAGUCGGAGCAAACAAAUAUUGUUUUGGUCUAUAAACCGCCUGGGUCUCCUGAUGGCAUAACAUUAACAACUGAAGAUAUUUCGUGCCUUUCACCUGGAGGUCUUUUAAACGACUCAAUAAUCAACUUUUAUUUGAAAUAUUUGUACUUUGAGAAACUGACAAAGUAUCAGAGGCAUGUUACUCACCUGUUCAAUGUGUUUUUCUAUACUCGAUUGACAUGCGAUUAUCCAUCGUCUACGACAAACAGAGAAGAGCUUUCAACGCAUAUUCAUCAACUACUCUCCUGGAUGUGAUUACCAUAAAGGUUUAGUCCUGAGAGGCUAAUUCUGAUGCCUUUGCACGCGUCUCAAACAGAGACA
Molecule: messenger RNA, 574 nt
Organism: Trichobilharzia szidati
Lineage: Eukaryota; Metazoa; Platyhelminthes; Trematoda; Strigeidida; Schistosomatidae
Source: the annotation of a GenBank genome assembly